UGUCAUUCGUCCAAAGAGAGCCAGCCGGGUGCGAUCGUGGCGCUGGCGGAGUGGAUACAAGAGAUCCGCAUGCAAAUUAACUCCUCCACCUCCUGAGAGUCUACAAUCACACGUGCUGUUUUCCGAGCUGACCUUAAACGCUUCGUGUGGAGAUAUAUAUAUAUAUAUAUAUAUAUAUUUAAAAAAAAAAGGAGAUUCAUCUGCACUACUUUGGGGGAAACGGUGUGCGCUAAUCGGGCUGUUUCUCUCUGCAACACGGAGUGUGUCCUCCCUGCUGACCAUGCAGAGUGUGUGUGCGGUGAUCCUGGCGCUGGCUGCCUUCAGCUCGGCGGACACGGACACACACCGUCUGAGACACGACUCCAGCCUGGACAUCUACAAGCGUCUGUUCGAGACCAAGAGGAAGGAUCAACUGAGCGCGCUGAAAAAUCUGGUGGAGCUGAACGACAUCAACCAGCAGUACAAGAUCAUAGACAUCAUGCUCAAAGGACUCUUCAAGGUGUUGGAGGACUCGAGACAAAUCCUGAUCUCGGCCAACAUGCAGCCUGACGACCCUUUCCCGAUGGACGAUAAGAUCAAAGAAGCGUACUCCCACGUGGUCGAGAACACAGCGUUUUUUGGCGACGUGGCGCUGCGUUUCCCCCGGAUCGUCCACCAUUACUACGACCGGAACGAGGACUGGGACGGGAUGCUGCGCUGGGGCCUGAACUUCUGCAACCAGUCGGGGGUCUUCACAGGAGGAGCCCACCAACAUGUCCUCACACUGAUGUCACAGGAGCUGGGAAUUACAGAGAAAUCCCCAGACUUUAUAAACCCGUAUCGCACAGAGAGAGACGACGUGCUUCACACUGCCGAGGCUUUCCAGAAGAUUCUGAGGGAGGAGGAGAAGAGGAGGAGGAAAGAGGAGAAGAGGAAAGAGAUCCGGAAAGGUCCUCGCAUUUCCCGCUCCCGCAACGAGCUAUAGCGCUGCAAAACAGAGCGUUAGUAAAAGAAGAAGAGGAAGAGGAGGAACAGUCAACAAGGGGUGGCUUGACUUGUAGACUCCGAUGACGGUGAAGGAAAUAAAAAGCUGUCAUCACUUGUACAAAAGCCUGGUGCUCUGUUGAGAACAAAACCUCAAGGUGACACCAAUAAAGUGGAAGUGGUUAGUGAGUUUCUGACGCAGGCUUGAAUUGCUGUAUAUGUGCGAUUUAUAAUUGGAGAAUCUAACGUUGAAUAAGAAGUAGAGACGUCUCAAAUAGGAGUUGAAAGGGGAAACUCAUUUUUGAUAACUUGAGGAUUCAAUAACUGUACUUUGGAAUAUAUUUAAUUUCAGUAUAAUCUUAAAAUAAACCCCAAUGUAUUGUGUCUGUUCUAGAUUAUAUGUGUCUAAAACCCAUAUGCUUCAAAAUCAGUGUGUUUGCCAAAUAUAAAUGGUCCUCGCCUUGAAUUGAUGGAAUACCGUUUUUAUUAAUGUUUUCCUUCAAUUGAGAUAUGUUGGAUAUAUCUAGAGUGAAGUUUAUGAGUGGGCAGGUUAAUGUUCUUAUUGCUGCUCAAAGUUUUAAAAGACACAUCUUGUGUUUUGUUUGCCUGAAAGACAGUAUUCCUUAAUUUGUUCCUUUUUUUUGGUGUCUUUUUGAAUAUUUUUGUUUAUCAUCAGGGAUUUUUCCUUUUAUAUCAUUCCCCGUUUCAGAUAUUGACCUUUUAGUUAACAAUAAUUAUAAUAUUGUCAUCCUGUUGAGUAUCUGUCAACCAGAGGUCCAGGAUAGAAACAUUUAUCUUGCAGCCCUGCACCAGCUUCUUUAUUUUCAUUUUGUUUGUCUUUUUCUAUUUAUCUUUGCUGGGAAUCAACAUAUUUUAAUGGUUUAGAUCUAUGGAAUUGAGAUUGUUGUAAUUUUGAAAUAGACUGUUAUCAAACUAUAUGUGUAUAUUCAGAGAAAUAAUAUCAUUGCUGCAGAAUGAACAAGCCAUUUUGUUAUCAAAUUUAAUAAAAUAAAGUGACUCGGAUAUACAAAAUAAAGUGCAUUUCAUAUGUUAACAUUG
This is a messenger RNA of Gymnodraco acuticeps, 2022 nucleotides long. RefSeq names its product coiled-coil domain-containing protein 134-like. The record is from RefSeq and is a predicted model, not a curated record. The transcript has 7 exons. NCBI's taxonomy places the organism in Eukaryota, Metazoa, Chordata, Actinopteri, Perciformes, Bathydraconidae. Bases 281 to 964 code for a protein of 227 amino acids.